AUGGGCGACGCAUCUACUAUAGGCGCCUUUCCGCAGACGCCCGUAGCUCAACGCUCUAGGGCGCCUGCUUCUGGCGCUCCAGGGCCUUCCCCAAGAACGGCGUCCAGUCCCCUACCAGUCGCUCCCACCGCAGGCGCCGCGACCGCAAACAAUACCGCCCCAGUCAUUCCCUUGAACGUUCUCGAUGCCCCGACACAGCGUCUCUAUGCGCUCGGAGUUUAUGUUGCCCUGUUUGCGUGGAAGCUAUACGACUGGGCCCAGGUUGUUGAGGAGAACACAGAGUCCUUUUGGCUCUUUUUGAAGUGGAUCGCAAUAGACUGCGCAUUCCUAUUCGGGUUGCCCGAGCUGAGGAUACCAUGGCUUGAGCUGUCGCAGUCGUUCGUGAUUGUGGCCUUCUUCGUCCAUGCUAUCUUUGACUGGAUGCUCAUGUUCAAUCUUGGGCUCCCCUGGCAAGCAUGGAUGUUAGGAUUCGUCAAAGUCUUUUACGACCGGGAGCUCGCCAUCUCGGAGCACAACGUGAAACUCUCGAGCAUUAUACACAACUCUUCCCUGAUCAUGGGUCGCCAAAUUAUCAAUAUCCUUCCAGAAGGCUCGGCCGUGCUCAAUCCAGAACUUCACCCCUUUUGCUUGGGAGGCGACAGACAGGUUGUGUCUUUACCGAUAUUCUUCAACGCAACGAUUCCCGUCGAGGUUGAACUUAUCCGGGUCGACCUUGAAACCGGCCAGCAAGAAUCAGUCAAGCUUACCAGGACCCAAAUUCGGGACAUCGAGAGGAAGGCGAAGCGGGAGAGCCACGACGACGUGCAAGCCAUGGUUCAGUUCGACUACCCGGUUAAGAAACCAGGUGCUUAUCAACUUGGAAGAGUGCUGGAUGAGUAUAAGCUGGAAGUGCAACGUAAGACGUCUCAGACAUUCGUUGUGCCUUGCCCAAAGGCAUGGGUGGGGCCUCCUGUCGGAGGACAGGGACGGUGCCUUGGAGACCUCUCAGACCUGUCCCUGCAGGUUGAAGGGACUCCUCCGCUGAAAAUCAAAUACAGCCGUACCAUAAAUGGCAAGGACCACAGCUUCCACUUCCAGAGCCUGCAGCCAGAGGGCUUCUCCUCCCCACUCGGAGCACUUCGUUCGACUAGCGUCAUCGCAUUGGACGACAACGAUAUCUCGUGGGCGCGGCCUCAGCAGGUUCCAGUUAGUCUCAACGAGUCAAUGCACGUCAGUGGCGACUGGCAAUAUUCUGUGGACGAAGUCCAGGACGGGUUUGGAAACAUCGUCAAAUAUGCGUCCCCGGCCGACGACCCCGAAGGAAAGCCAAAGCCUAAGCAUCUGGUGCAGAGUUUCGUGGUCAAAGAGAGACCCCGGGUGCGGCUGGAAGGUUGCGAUCUUGGAAGACCCCUCAAGGUUGCCAAGGGCAAGUCCAAGGAACUGCCCGUCCGUUUCAAGAUCGAGGGCAAGAAACAGGAGGUCACGGCACACACAUUGAGCUGGCAGUUCUCGCCCAUCGACACUCUUACCGAAAGUGGCGACCACGGCGAUGUGGUGUCUAUUGGGUUUUACAACGCCAAGAAUGAUCGUGACAGGCCCAAGAUCUCUGCUCCCGGUCUUUACACCUUGAAGUCGGUAACUGCAAGCUCAUGCGAAGGCGAGGUGCAGGAGCCCUCUUCUUGCUUGCUGCUCAACCCCCUUGAGCCCACACUUACUGUUCGUUCCGAGCCGAUUCCCGAUACCUGUGCCGGCAACUCUAUCGGCCUGCGGGUGGAUAUGGACCUUAUUGGGACUCCGCCGUUCAACGUCCAGUAUGAUGUUAUCUCAAACGGCGUACAGCGGUCCGAGAAAGUCCACGUUUCUGGCCUUCGAUUCCAGAUGGACCUGGUGCCCCGUGUUGCCGGGCAUCACAAAUACAUCUUCACCCGCAUCGGCGACGCGAUCUAUCCGGCGCAGAAGCUCUCCGGACCGGAAUACGUACUGGAGCAGGACGUGAAGCCGGCAGCAUCAGCUCUUAUUCAGUAUAGCACAGGCAAGAAGGGCGCCUGCCUUGGUGACGUCGUCUCAGCCGACAUUUUACUGCUUGGUGAUCCUCCUUUCACCCUUGAAUGGGAGCUCAUCCACGAUGGCAAAAGAAAGCAACACAAAGCCACAAACAUUGAGGGUGACUCGUACCAGAUCAAGACGGCACAACUAACGCAAGGUGGAGAGUACACGUUGAGCCUGACCAGCAUUCAGGAUAAGAGAGGAUGCCGUAACUUCUUGCAGGACGAGUUGAAGAUCCAGGUUAGGCGCCAGAGCCCCCGUGCUGCGUUCGGCCAGAUUGAGCACAAGCGAAAGGUUAUGGCUGUGGAAGGGUCCAUAGUGAAGCUUCCACUCCGCCUUACUGGGGAGGGGCCAUGGAAGGUCUCGUGGGCCAAUCUCAACCACGAUCCUGCGGAGAAGCCGCAGAUCAGGGAGUCAUUUGUCAAAAACGACAAUGGUUAUCUUAGCGUCAGGGAGCGUGGCACUUACCAGCUCACCGAUGUCUGGGACAAUCAGUGUCAUGGUGUCCCUGAUCCCAAGGCAUCCACUUUUGAGGUGGACUGGUUCCCACGUCCCGAACUGUCGGUGCCGCUCUCGCAUGGCGUUACCCAGACAGACACCGGAUACAUGGUGGAGGAGGUGUGUGAAGGCGACGUAUCGGGAUUCGAAGUCGCCUUGAAAGGAACACCCCCAUAUACCCUGGAAUACACAAUUCGCCACCACCCACCGCAAGGGUCAGGGUCAGUCAGCAAGAAGCGGUUGGACGCUGCGCUCGGAAAGGAGUCGAUCCGGGCGGAUACGGCCAAGGCCGGCCUGUACACGUACAAGUUCACCGCGUUAGAGGACAGUUUGUACAGCAGCGACAAGAAGUUUAAGCCCCUGCAGGUGCAGCAAAAGGUGAACAGAAAGCCGGCGGCAUCGUUUGCUAAGCCGGGGCAGACGUUCAAGUACUGCAAAUCCGAGCAGGACGGCGAGGACGGCAUCCCAGUCCUGCUGACAGGUGUGCCACCAUUUUCAUUGGAAAUCGAGAUCAAACACCAGAGUGCGGCGCUUCCCGAGAUUUACAGGACUCCCACUAUCAAUUCCAACUCGUACGAGCUCCACAUUCCGCGUCAUCAGCUCCGGUUGGGAACCCAGCAGAUACGCAUCCGCGAUGUCAAGGACGGCAGCGGUUGCCACUCAACAGCCGAGGUCGGCGGACCGUCGGUGCAGGUCCAGCUCUUCGAGGCGCCCACCAUCUAUCCGCUGGAGACGCGGACGGACUACUGCGUGGGCGAGCGCAUCUCGUACACGCUCUCAGGCACGCCGCCGUUCGAGGUGUGGUAUACGUUUGGCGGGGUCGAGCGCAAGGCCAAGUCGCCGACGACAAACUUUCGGCGCGUGGCCGAGUCGCCGGGCGAGUUUGUCAUGACGAGCAUCUCUGACAAGGCGAGCGAGUGCCGUGCGCCGGUGCACAUUGCCAAGACGAUUCACCCCAUGCCAGCCGUCCGGAUCAGCAAGGGCAAGAAUGUCCGCGUCGACAUACACGAGGGCGGCGAGGUUGAGAUCCUCUUUGAGUUUUUUGGCACGCCGCCGUUUGAAUUUACGUACACGAGGAGCACCAAUGCGAGAAAGGGGCAGAAGAGCCAGGUGCUUGAGACGAGACACGACAUAAGCGAGGAGCACACCAAGAUUAUCCGGGCCAGUCAGGAGGGCACGUACGAGGUGGUCGCUAUCAAGGACAGGUACUGUGCCUUCUCGACGCAGGCGGCUGCCGAGGUCAGCAAGAAGGACAAGGCGCAGAAGGUGUUGAAGUAUUAA
Canariomyces notabilis is the source of this 3804-nucleotide messenger RNA. RefSeq lists its product as uncharacterized. Gene Ontology annotation, biological process: protein import into nucleus; nuclear pore organization. Lineage: Eukaryota; Fungi; Ascomycota; Sordariomycetes; Sordariales; Chaetomiaceae. The record is from RefSeq and is a predicted model, not a curated record. Bases 1 to 3804 code for a protein of 1267 amino acids. The transcript is spliced from 4 exons. Gene Ontology annotation, cellular component: nuclear pore transmembrane ring. Gene Ontology annotation, molecular function: structural constituent of nuclear pore.